AUGAAGUUUGGUAUGCUCCUGCGUAACUCCGCUGCAGAGACACCAGAGCUGCAAUCCCUUUUCGUGUGCUACAAGCACCUCAAAAAGCGCUUGAAGAGGCUGCCCGAGCGUCAUGCAGCAGACCAAGAUAACAAUCCCGAGGAUGUCAGCGAUGAGGUGGCCCAGCGGCAGCGCAAUUUCGUGCUCACCUUGAAUGAGGAUGUCCAGCAGUUCAACGAGCUCUUCAUGGAGAAGGAAGAGGACAGCGUGAUACAUUUGCGCACGCUGGAGGAUGCAGCAAAAGAGGCACAUGAUGUUGAAGCCGUCAGUCGGGUGUUCAAGGAGUUUGUGGACUUCCAUGGCCAGAUGCUUCUCCUGGUGCACUGGUCCAUCCUGGCAUACACAGGGCUAGUCAAGAUCUUGAAGAAGCAUCACAAGAGGACAGGACUCCUAGUGCGGGCGCCCCACCUGGACAACCUGCUGUCCCAGCCCUUCUGCUCAGUGGAGGUGGGCCCUGCUUUUCUUUCUCUUGCAACUCCCCAAGUUGACCCUUUCCGGCGUGACGUUUGCGUGGUAGCACGAGAGCAGGGCGUAUGUGCUAAUAACUGGCGUAGACCUUCAAAGAUCCCGCUCCAUCUUCCAUUUGUCAGAGAUGUGCAGAGCUGA
Messenger RNA from Coccomyxa subellipsoidea C-169, 645 nucleotides. RefSeq lists its product as hypothetical. Gene Ontology annotation, biological process: cellular response to phosphate starvation. The transcript has a single exon. The record is from RefSeq and is a predicted model, not a curated record. Lineage: Eukaryota; Viridiplantae; Chlorophyta; Trebouxiophyceae; Coccomyxaceae. The coding region runs from base 1 to 645 and encodes 214 amino acids.